Messenger RNA from Nicrophorus vespilloides, 1516 nucleotides. RefSeq names its product galactosylgalactosylxylosylprotein 3-beta-glucuronosyltransferase P-like. Gene Ontology annotation, molecular function: galactosylgalactosylxylosylprotein 3-beta-glucuronosyltransferase activity. The record is from RefSeq and is a predicted model, not a curated record. Gene Ontology annotation, biological process: carbohydrate metabolic process; chondroitin sulfate proteoglycan biosynthetic process. The transcript is spliced from 6 exons. Gene Ontology annotation, cellular component: Golgi membrane. NCBI's taxonomy places the organism in Eukaryota, Metazoa, Arthropoda, Insecta, Coleoptera, Silphidae. The coding region runs from base 361 to 1317 and encodes 318 amino acids.
CAGGGGGAACGUCGAGGUCGCGACGCGAGUAUAUUUACGCCAGAUGCGUCGCGCCGCAGACGCCCGUCGUUCCAUUAGUUAGUAACGUGCUGCAAAAAGUAAUUCCGGAGAAGAGCUACAGUAAACGAAGUCCAGAUGAAUUUGUAAACAGUUCGGUGCGAAGAAUUGCAGAACCCGGGUUGCAAGGACGCACCUAAAGCAUUAGAUGCAGAAUUAAAUAAUCGCGCGCCAAUUGAAGGCAAAGAUUAAGGAAACAAGACAACAAAGGCAGUAAUAUAAGUUCACAUCAACAAUAAUGUUAUUUGUCUUCAAAUACAAUUUGGCAUGGAGCUUACGCCGUCUAAAGUUUAGCUGUUAAAGAUGAGGCUCCCGAUAAAAAUGUCCUUAAUCGUAAUAUUUGGCGUGUUCGUGAUCUUGUAUCAAUACAAUCUAUCGAGUGCCUGGAUUUCGGCCGACAACAAUGCGGAAGAAUUGACCCAGAUUUAUGGGGAGAAGAGCAAGUACAACGAUACUGACGGACCGACGGCGCACAGGCUCACCCAAGUAAAUAUAGACACCGAGUCGGAUCUGCCACCUCUGUACGUAAUUACGCCGACGUACAGGAGGUCCGAGCAGUUGGCGGAGCUGACCAGACUAUCGCACACACUCAUGCAUGUGCCAAACAUGCAUUGGCUGGUGAUCGAGGAUGCCAUGGUGAAGACUCCGCUCGUCGAGGAGUUGCUUCAGAAGACCGGACUGCCUUACGAUCACUUAAUAGCACCCAUGCCAGAGCAGUACAAAAAGAAGAAGAAGGAUCCAAAACCUCGUGGAGUUUCGAAUCGGAACAAGGGUCUCGAGUGGAUCAGGAAAAAUGCACGCACGGGCGUCUUCUAUUUCGCCGACGACGACAAUACCUACGAUCUGGAUAUCUUUGAAGAGAUGCGGUAUACAAAGCGCGUCUCUAUGUUCCCGGUAGGUCUAAUCACGAAGCUCGGCGUCAGCUCGCCGGUCGUCAAGAACGGGGAAUUCGUAGGAUUCUACGACGGCUGGAUAGCAGGUCGGAAGUUCCCCGUCGAUAUGGCCGGAUUCGCUGUCUCCGUCAAAUUCUUGUUGGAACGUCCAAAAGCCAUAAUGCCUUUUAAACCAGGCUUCGAGGAAGACGGAUUCCUCCGGAGCCUGCAGCCUUUCGAGCCGAAGGAGAUUGAACUUCUGGCCGCAAACUGUACAAAAAUCUUAGUAUGGCAUACGCAAUCGAAGAAGAACGAGCCUUCCUUACCUGUAGACAUAUCAAAGUUCAAUAAUACUAACAUAUUAAAGCUAAAGCAGAUUCUAGUAUAGCGUACGGCUGAUCCGCGACCUGGUGCUUCUAAAACGGUUUUCCUAUUGAAAACAAAGAUUCAUAAUAAACUAUUUGACUCAAUCAUUAAGGUGCGCCAAAGGAUCGUUGGCGUGUUUGCCGCGCAAAAUUUUUCAUUAUUUAGUUAUUUCCGACAUCGUUCAUAUCGGCUCCUUCAGUUAAUAGAGGGAGGGAGCAAAC